GGCUGCUGUGUUGAGUUUGUAUUUUGCACUACUUUUGGGGACUCUGAUUUCCAAGAGAAGUGACAUAAGAGUGGGGGAAGAACCAAAGUUUGUGUUUUGUUCUCUCUCAAGAAUCAAAGAACAUUUUGUGCUUUUGUGAGUCAAGAAAUGUAUGCAGAAACUGGGCUAUUUUUCCCUUACAUGCAAAAAGUUUCUCAAGAAUUUCACCAGUUUGAAGAGUUCUGCGAAACCCAGAAAUCCAAUGCUUCAAUGAACAACAUGGUUCAGACCUCAGCAAUAUCUGAAUAUUACCUGGGAGGCGAAGGUGAUCUAUUCAAAGCCCCGGAGCCUAUCAUUGAAGAACCAAUUGUGGACCUUAAUCCCAUGACUGCAGCCAUCUCAUUAAGCUUUUGUGGUGAAGAUGUUAUUACUUCACAAGGAUUUAAAGCUGCUGAUAUUGAAUCAAUUCAAAACGAGCAGUUUUUAGAGGUUCUUUAUGAGUGCGAGAAGGAUCUGAUGGCACGAGCAGUCAUAGAAACACCACUAUCCGAGGUCCUGGAUGUAAAGAUUCCUUUGAAGACGGAUGAAAACCAAAAUCAUGAAAAUGAAGUGCUCUGUGAUGUACAGUUCCAGAAAAGUGUCAGCUCGGAUUGUUUAAGCUCAAUGGAAGGGAUGCAAGGGGCUGCAAUGAAGCCUAAUUUUCUGGAUUUCCCUGGAAUAGAUUUUGGUUCUGCUUAUGGAAUGAGGAGAGCAUUUAGUGAAGGAGACAUGAAGACUCUUGGCAAUGGUAAUGCGAGUGUCAUCCAUUCUCCUCUUGAGCGACCGAUAAUCGUCAGCAGCUGUUCUACCAAGGAUCGAAGGGAAAAACUCUCUAGAUACAGGAAUAAGAAGACGAAGAGGAACUUUGGAAGGAAAAUCAAGUAUGCAUGCAGGAAGGCUCUUGCUGACUGUCAACCGAGGAUCCGUGGAAGGUUUGCGAAGACUGAAGAAUCCAACAACUCAAAGAGGCAAUAGCUGUUGAUUAAUCAAGCCAGUACCAAGUAAAACAGGAAUGAAGUAGCUAGAUUGAAUGAUGCAAUGCUAAGAAAAGAAAGUUUUCGAGUAGUGGUGUCAACUUCGACAUAUAUAAGCCUUUGUGGAGAUCAUCUUAUGACAUUAAAAUGCUAAAUAAACCAUAAUCCAGCUCCUCAGAAAUAGUUCCAUGUUAUUUGCUGUAAUCAUCCCCACUAUAAUGGAAGUGGCCAGUUAGGAUUGUACAUAGUGUUUGUUCAAUAAAAUGGCACAGCUGAAAUUUGUACUUGUUCA
Gossypium raimondii (Peruvian cotton) is the source of this 1284-nucleotide messenger RNA. RefSeq lists its product as uncharacterized. Bases 148 to 993 code for a protein of 281 amino acids. NCBI's taxonomy places the organism in Eukaryota, Viridiplantae, Streptophyta, Magnoliopsida, Malvales, Malvaceae. Gene Ontology annotation, cellular component: nucleus. Gene Ontology annotation, biological process: regulation of flower development. The transcript is spliced from 4 exons. The record is from RefSeq and is a predicted model, not a curated record. Gene Ontology annotation, molecular function: protein binding.